CAACACCUCAAUAGCUUAUGAUAUAAAUAUUAAUUGGUUAUAAUUAUCAAUUCCUUGAACAUAAAUGUCUAGUGCACUCUUAAAGUAAUAACAAUAGCAUUGGGUAAAUUUUAGAAUCGCCUAAAAUUCGGGGUUAAAAUGAUUACGUACGGAUAGAGGAUGUCCUCCAGAUUCAGAAUAUAUAUAUAUUUAUAUAUAUAUAUAUACAUAGUUGCGGCUGACUUAUGGUUUUUAAGAUAUUUGCAUUUAAAGUUCAAAAAUUAUUUAAGCUGUGUAUAUCUUCCAAAUAUAAUGAUUUCUCACUGAUAUUUUUAACUUUUAUAUCUACUAACACUGCACUAAUUAGUUUCCACACAUUUAUUUUAUAUUAAGUGCAAAAAUAGUGCAUAAAUAACUAAUUCAAUAUUAAUUUUUGUUCCUUUCUUUUCAUUCACACAACAAGAGGUUUGCAUUCUAACAAAUAAUCAGUGUUUCCGUAUCUACAUAGUUCGUAAAGGAACCAAAAAGAAUAAAGAAGACAGAUAAUACCCCAAUGGCAGGUAAUAUAUAAUACAUAAUUCCUUUGAGCAUUGGCGGCCUUCGUCCCUGGUCGGUCCAACACCGGUGUGUGCUUACUUUCUUUUAUAAUCCUUAUUAUUUAAUUUUAUUCGUUUGCAAAAUAUAGUACCACUUAUUUUUUGUUUGCAUGCAGCCUUUUUGUUAUUGUAUGAAGAAAUUGAUUUGAACUAAAGUUAGAUAUUGAAUGAAAAUUAGUUUUGCACUAUUUAAUACCAAACAAAUGUGUAGAGAUGAAAUAAUGAAGUGUUAGUGCACAUAAAAGUUAAAAAUAUGAGAGAAAUGCGCACUUUAAAUAGUUGAAUUUUUGAACUUUAAAUGCAAAUAUCUCAAAAACCAUAAAUCAGCGGCAACUAAGUGUAUAUAUUGUCUUAAUCUGGAGAAUCUCUUCUAUUUGUACAUAGCCAUUUUAACCCCGAAUGCGGGGUAUGCUAUUCUUAAACCCAGCCAUAGCAUUAACUUUAGACAUUAAUUAAUGAUUCAAUGUGAAAUCGAUACUGCGUUCAAAAUAAAUAUACGUCAUGGUUGGUGCUUGUUACAAUAAACAUUGGAAGAAAUGUUUGUAUGAAAAUGCUGAAUACGACGACAAUUACACAGAUCCCAGUUUUCUAAAAGAUUUGAAAACUAAUUUAAAUGUUCGCUUUUUCACUUUCGAGGAAGCUCUUAAAGGCAUCACUAGGCUAAAUAAUCAAAUUUCAUGUAUAACCGCUUUUUUGGUUAUUUUUUAUUUGCUUUACAGCGAGAGUGUUGCCCCACUUAAUGUUUUAUUAGUCACUGGACUAAUCACUUCAGUUGGAUACAUCUUUUACCGAGGACAUAAGCUUUUUGUACUUCAAUAUCUUCUGGAGGACUCAAAAACUUUAUUGACGGUGUUGGUCUUUGGAUAUAUUUUUGCUCCUUUACUACACCGUCUAACAAAUGCUAUAAGUACUGAUACAAUAUUUUCAAUGACAUUCUUUGUUCUGCUUCUCAAUCUAAUAUUCUUCGAUUAUGGAUUAUCAGCUGCAAUGGUUUCAAAAGCGCUAUCACUGAAUGCUGCGAUAUUUGCAUCCAUUUGUUUGGCGUCCCGCCUUUCUACUGCUUUUCAUGCGUUUGUUUUGCUUGUAGAAGCGUCUGUCUUUUUUGUACUUUAUCCUAUUUUCACAUCUUUAUACUGGCGAUGGUACCUUUUGUUGCCUACUUAUAUGGUUUGUUGUUUUUUGUUGUACAACAUUUCUAUUAAUAUGCUUAUAAUUUAUGCCAUUUUAACGGGAUUUAUUAAUAUUAUAUGUCCAUACAUAUUUGUGACACAACAACAAUACAAACAAAAUAUUCAUGGACCAUGGGAUGAAGCAAUAGUAGAGGAAAACUCAGAGAAUGUCAUUAAUGAUAAAUAAUCAAACGUAUUAUUUGAUAAAUGUUAUAUAUCAUUGGAAUUAAUAAAAAAUAUUGUUUUUAGAUCCAUAA
Molecule: messenger RNA, 2001 nt
Organism: Bactrocera oleae (olive fruit fly)
Lineage: Eukaryota; Metazoa; Arthropoda; Insecta; Diptera; Tephritidae
Gene: PIG-C
Product: phosphatidylinositol glycan anchor biosynthesis class C
Biological process (GO): GPI anchor biosynthetic process
Cellular component (GO): glycosylphosphatidylinositol-N-acetylglucosaminyltransferase (GPI-GnT) complex; membrane
Source: RefSeq, a predicted model, not a curated record